CCGCGGUCGUACAUCCUUUUUUUUAGCUGAGGCUGUCUGGGUGGAGAAAAUAAUUCAUAAGGCGAGGUGAGCCUUUCCUCAGCCAUAUUUAAAUAUGUUAUUUAUUCUAAUGUACAUACCAUACAACUUGAAUAGUAAAAGGAGCUAUUUGUGCUUGACGUGAAAUUCAAAAGCGCAGCGGACAUCGCAACUUGCCUUGUGUUGGAGUGACUUCCAGCGAGGAAAAAGUGCUUCUGAAACGUUUCACUGAUGGUGAUAUGGAACGUAUGUGAGAAUGGACCCCCCCCUUUACAAAUCAGACAAAAUGGGCAAGUCAAGGCUGUUUCGCAUCUUUUUAAUCCUGGGCUCUGUUUUCAUGAUCCUACUGAUAAUCAUCUAUUGGGAUGAUGUUGGUGCCACUAAUUUUUACCUGCACACAACCAUCUCUGGACCCCAUUCCUCCCACCUCCCUCUGGAGGGUCACGCCAAUCCAAAGUGGAAACCAGACAAAGACAAAGAAGGAUCAUUCCUGUCUGACAUUGAUGCAUUCGUGAAUCAGUUCUUGGAGGGCACGGCUGACCCAACAGAGCAGGUGAGGGGCGGGACCCCACCUGGAGACACCCGCAACCAGUCCUCGGAAAAACCUGAGGAGAGGUUUGUCCCCCGACGUGAGUGGAAGAUCCACCUGACUCCGAUAGCGGCAGAGAAGAAGCAGAGGCAGGAGAGCAGAAAGCAGCUUAUUCAUGACAUGUGCAGGAGUAACAGCAGCCUGGACUUCCCUGGGAAGAACCGGACAUUCGAUGACAUCCCUAACAAGGAGCUUGACCACCUGAUUGUGGAUGACAGACACGGCAUCAUAUAUUGUUAUGUGCCCAAGGUGGCAUGCACCAACUGGAAGCGCAUUCUGAUUGUGCUGAGCGAGAGCUUGCUGGUGGACGGGGCACCGUACCAGGACCCGAUGGACAUCCCCCAGCAGAUUGUCCACAAUGGCAGUGUGCACUUCACCUUCAACAAAUUCUGGAAGCGCUAUGGCAAGUUCUCACGUCACCUGAUGAAGAUCAAGUUGAAGAAGUACACCAAGUUCCUGUUUGUCCGUGACCCCUUUGUAAGGCUUAUAUCGGCCUACCGCAACAAGUUUGAGCAGGAGAACGAAGACUUCUACAAGCGGUUUGCUGUUGUCAUGCUAAAACGAUAUGGCAACUAUUCCAAGCCGCCGGCCUCGGCAGUGGAAGCUUUUGCUGCUGGGGUUCGUCCAGUCUUUUUAAACUUCAUCCAGUAUUUGUUGGAUGCUAACACUGAGAAGGAAAUGCCCUUUAAUGAGCACUGGAGACAGGUCUACCGCCUGUGCCACCCUUGCCAAAUCAAUUAUGACUUUGUAGGAAAGCUGGAGACGUUGGACGAGGAUGCUGAGCAUUUGUUACGGAUCCUCCGUGUGGACAAUGUCGUGGAGUUCCCAGGGGGCAAUCAUAACAGGACGGUCAGUAGUUGGGAGGAGAAUUGGUUUGCUAACAUCCCAUACAAAUCACGGAGAGAACUGUACAAGCUUUAUGAAGCUGACUUCAGACUGUUUGGAUAUUCUAAACCCAGUAUACUUUUACAUGAGUAAAAAAACAUUUGUUUCUGUUCAACAUUUUUUUGUGGUUUAUCGAGGAUAAAUUCUUUUGGUUCUUACAGGGAAUCUGUAGGAUGCGCUGAUCGCCCUCCAUCUGUCUUCUUAUCACGCAGGCAGUGGAGCAGAUUUGGGCACCAUUGUGAACACUGUACAAGCACCAAGGGGACAAAAUUGAAAUUACAUACAUAGAAAUCACAUACAUAGAGAAGUACAUCCAUAGUUGUUUUUUUUCUCCUCUUCCAAAAAUGUUUCCUGUUAGCAUGCAAUACUAUAUAAUGCUAUGGGUUGAAGUAAUCAUAGAUAAUCACAGCCAGUAGUAACAAUGUCUUGCUUUUAAUUUUUGUAAAGUAUUAAAUUUUAUUGUAAUUACUUUUUGCAGAUUUAAUUCUAGUUCAUACUUACUGUUAAAAUAAUUAUGCAGAUCUUCUAGAUAUACUGCACUUUUAGAGCAGUGCACAUAGAAUAUUUAGGAUAUUUUUGUAUUUUUUUUGCUAUUAAAUGUGAAAUAUAGAGGCGCUACGAUAGCUACUAUUUUGGAAGAGCAAACUUUGUAUGGCUUCCUGUUACAUUGCAGAAGGAUUCCCUGCACUCCUGUAGCAGUCAAUUAGCUUUUUACUUUUUACAUCUAAUUUUUCUUUGCACUGGUCAAGUGUAAUUUAUAUGGAGACAUCACCACAUUUUUUGUUUGUUCACUCACCUCAGGAUGCAAAUGUUAACAUACUUUUGAGACCUUGUUUAAAACAUAUCUGUUUCAAAAGGAUUUUCAGAUAUUUACUCAAAAAUGCUGAUGAGCAUUCCAUUCUAGAUAUUUCUGUCUCUUACAUGUAGUGAACAAAUGUUACUUUAGACCUGCCGUUUCUUGUUUUUUUUUGUGUGUUCAUCAACAUCAAAAGGACGUGGCUUUAAAGUGUUUGGUGUACAGGCUGUCAGACUGCAGCUCGUGUUCAACUGUGGCAUAUUUUGUUUCAUUCUUUAAAAAAAAAAAAAUCCUUUUCCACUUUGUUUGAGCAUCUGUUUUCCUGGCAGGGCACUGCUGCGGGAGCUCUUCAUAGAUGCUAGUGUGUGUGCCUUGUGGCCUGUAUUUAUAAAUAUGCAUUUCUUGAAAGAUCUGUUGUGGGCAAAGUUAAACUUGUUUUUUGCUCUGGUGGACAUUCCAUUUAUAAACAAUGAGUUGUGGUUUGCAUUCUCUUUAACAACUGAGUAGUGUGUGAGUGAGUCUGAUUAGAAGGCAGACAUUUGAGGACAAAGGUUAAAGCACAAACACCUGUCCGACCUCGUAAACAUCUACCAAUUUGAGUAUCUGCAUGUUUUAUGUAGCAUCAACUAUGUUUGAACUUGGGCAUAUGCAAAUGUGAGGUUAUUUCUUUUGGAAAAGAAUUUCAGUUGUCAUCAGGGUGUUUUUGCAUGCUACAUUUUGCACAUCAAGUCCUUUCAUAGUGUACAUUUCCACGUGCUUAUGAGAAACAGGAGUGCGUGUAUUUUUGCUCCCGGCUGUGGUGGCACAUGGGAAGCUGGAGUGCCUAACCCAAACAGUCCCAGAUGGCCCCAGGUGGCCCCAGACAACAUUGUGAUGAUCAGCUGGUCUGGGAGGCACCAUACUGGUUGACCAUGUGCCAGCAGUGCCUUUGGCAGAGAGGAGGAUGAAGCGUUUACACAUACUUAAAAAAAGUACAGGUAUUUUUGCUAAGUGGGUCUAAUUUUGAUCCUUUUAGAAGAUACAGUAACAUCAUUAAAUGAUAGGAAAGUUAAUUUAAUAGGGUGUAUGUGUUGUGUAAGCUUAGGAUUUUUUUGUGGCUAGAAAUCAGUAGUUAGCUGUUUUUCACAUUUUUAUUACUUAUUUGUAUAGUAUGCAUUGUUUGUGUAAAAUAUUGCCCAGUGCUUUUGUAUACGUGCCACAGUAUGCAUUGAAAGAUGAUGAAUUACAGAUACAUGUUCUUUUAGUGACUGCUGUGAGUUUUAAAAAUAUAUAUAAUUUAUCCUGAGAUGUUUAGCAGACAUAAUGGAUUUAUGUUUCCAUGGGAAACCAAGUUUUAAGGGAAAUUGCUGUUUGUAUUUUAAAAAAGGGGUGUGCUUCUGAGCAUUGUCAGAUUGUAACUAAACUAAAACAUUCUCUAAGACUUAUCUUGAUUACAGUUUUACAUUUGGUUGUGUUUUUUUCCUUUAUAUUUAUUACAGUUUAAUAAAUGAAACUCUGUUAGGCAAUCUUAAGAGGAUAAAUAAAGCUCAGUGCAUGGUACAAAUCCUGACUUUAUCUCAUUAACUGAGUUGGGAAAAGUUUAAGACACUGAUUUAAAAUGAAUCAGAUCAAAUAUUUUCCUCACUUAUAUUGAUUGCUUUUACAUGGGUAAAUAUAUAACAUCUUCAAAUAAAGGCUAGCUUUAAA
Electrophorus electricus (electric eel) is the source of this 3974-nucleotide messenger RNA. It is a transcript of the gene chst12a, whose product is annotated as carbohydrate (chondroitin 4) sulfotransferase 12a. Lineage: Eukaryota; Metazoa; Chordata; Actinopteri; Gymnotiformes; Gymnotidae. The record is from RefSeq and is a predicted model, not a curated record. Gene Ontology annotation, biological process: proteoglycan biosynthetic process; carbohydrate biosynthetic process. Gene Ontology annotation, cellular component: membrane. Gene Ontology annotation, molecular function: sulfotransferase activity.